This is a messenger RNA of Cololabis saira (Pacific saury), 1034 nucleotides long. It is a transcript of the gene copz1, whose product is annotated as COPI coat complex subunit zeta 1. Lineage: Eukaryota; Metazoa; Chordata; Actinopteri; Beloniformes; Belonidae. Gene Ontology annotation, biological process: intracellular protein transport; intra-Golgi vesicle-mediated transport; retrograde vesicle-mediated transport, Golgi to endoplasmic reticulum. The record is from RefSeq and is a predicted model, not a curated record. Gene Ontology annotation, cellular component: COPI vesicle coat. Bases 64 to 597 code for a protein of 177 amino acids. The transcript has 9 exons.
AACAAAACGUGUGACGUAAUUCGGUCUGCUAGCUGGCUAGUUGGCUUGCUAACGAGAGAGAAGAUGGACUCUCCCAUACUGGAACCUUCUCUCUACACGGUUAAAGCGGUGCUCAUCCUGGACAACGAUGGAGACCGGCUCUAUGCCAAGUAUUAUGAUGACACAUACCCAACGGUGAAGGAGCAGAAGGCAUUUGAGAAGAACAUAUUCAACAAGACGCACAGGACAGACAGUGAAAUAGCUCUACUGGAAGGCCUUACUGUUGUCUACAAGAGCAAUAUCGAUCUCUUCUUUUACGUCAUUGGAAGUUCACAUGAAAAUGAGCUUAUGCUUAUGGCUGUGCUAAAUUGCCUUUUUGAUUCUCUCAGUCAGAUGUUAAGAAAAAAUGUGGAGAGGAGGGCUUUAUUGGAGAAUAUGGAAGGCCUGUUCUUGGCUGUGGAUGAAAUUGUAGAUGGAGGUGUGAUCUUAGAGAGUGACCCACAGCAAGUUGUUCACCGCGUGGCUCUCAGAGGGGAUGAUGUACCUUUGACGGAGCAGACAGUCACCCAGGUGCUUCAGUCUGCUAAAGAGCAGAUCAAGUGGUCACUGCUUCGAUAGUGAGGCCCGCGCCGCUCUACCAGUGAGCUGCUGCUCACCAUGGCACUGAUCCUUCUUCUGCAACUUCCACUUCUUCAAUCAAAGUGGAGAAGAAUACAAAUGGCUGAUACAGUCACACUUCAGGACUUCUUCUUGAGAAACCUUUUUCCCGUUUCCAUUUUUUUUUUCUGCUCAGUCUUGCACUGUAUGAUCAAAAUGGGGAUACAAUAUGGUGUGCAUUCCAGUAACGAUUAACCUGUAUCGUUUAUUGAUAUACCUUUUCAUUGAAGAAAACAAAUAAAAUUUGUACCUGUCUACAAAUGUGAAAUACUGAUCCAUACCAUCAUAGCCUCUGACAACAUUCCUUGUAUCUUGUAUAACAUAAAAUGUAACCUUUACAAUAUUAUCUUGUCAUUUCCUUUAGAUGAUCAGAGAAAGAAUAAAACCUCUUUAAAUCA